Messenger RNA from Strongyloides ratti, 3786 nucleotides. Its product is annotated as Methionine synthase. Lineage: Eukaryota; Metazoa; Nematoda; Chromadorea; Rhabditida; Strongyloididae. Bases 1 to 3786 code for a protein of 1261 amino acids. The transcript has a single exon. The record is from RefSeq and is a predicted model, not a curated record. Gene Ontology annotation, biological process: pteridine-containing compound metabolic process. Gene Ontology annotation, molecular function: methionine synthase activity; cobalamin binding; zinc ion binding.
AUGACUCGUUAUGAUGAAAUUAAAAAUGCUAUUUUGAAUGCUUCUAAAGAAAAGAUUCUGUUUAUUGAUGGUGCUAUGGGAACAAUGAUACAAAGGCACCACUUAACAGAAGAUGAUUUUAGAAAUGAAAGUUUAAAAGAUCAUAAAAAACCUUUAAAAGGAAAUAAUGAUUUAUUAAGUUUAACUAGACCAGAUAUUAUUUUAGAAAUACAUCGUGAAUAUCUUGAAGCUGGAUCUGAUUUUAUUGAAACAAAUACAUUUAGUGGAACAACAAUAGCUCAAGAUGAUUAUGGAUGUUGUCAUUUGGUUUAUGAUAUCAAUUUUGUUGGAGCUCAAUUGGCAAGAAAAGCUGUAGAUGAGUAUAAUAAAAAAACACCAAAUAGAAGAAGAUUUGUUUGUGGUGCUUUAGGACCAACAAACAAAACAUUAAGUAUAUCACCAAGUGUUGAGAAACCUGAAUUUAGAAAUAUUACUUUUCAAGAAUUGGCUAGUGCAUAUCUUGAACAAGCUAAAGCUUUAUAUGAAGGUGGUGUAGAUAUAUUUCUUAUCGAGACAAUUUUUGAUACAGCUAAUGCUAAAGCAUGUAUUUUUGCUUUAAAAACAUUAUUUGAAGAUUCAAAUUACCCUGAAAUUCCUAUUUUUAUUUCUGGUACUAUUGUUGAUUUAUCAGGACGUACCUUAUCAGGACAAACUGGUGAAGGUUUCCUUAUCUCAACAAGACAUGCAUCACCAUUAGCUAUUGGUUUAAAUUGUGCACUUGGUGCUGAAGAAAUGAGACCUUUCAUUGAAGCUAUUAGUAGAAAUACACAAAGUAAUUUAGUUAUUUGUUAUCCAAAUGCUGGUCUUCCAAAUGCUUUAGGUGGAUAUGAUGAGACACCAGAAAUGAUGGCUAAAUCAGUAUCAGAACUUGCCAGAAAUGGUCUUGUAAAUAUUAUUGGUGGUUGUUGUGGUACAACACCUGAUCAUAUUAAAGCAUUAAAUGAUUCUUGUAAAAAUAUCAAACCUAGAAUAUUUGAUGAUAAUAAUAUUCCACAUUUUGAUACAUUAUCACUAUCUGGUUUAGAACCAUCAUAUAUAACAAAAAAUAGUAAUUUCAUUAAUAUUGGUGAAAGAUGUAAUGUAUCAGGAUCUAAAAGAUUUUGUAAUUUAAUUAAAAAAGAUAAUUAUGAGGAGGCAUUAAAUGUUGCCAGAAUUCAAGUAGAAAAUGGUGCACAAAUUAUUGAUAUUAAUCUUGAUGAUGGUUUACUUGAUGGAAAAUAUUGUAUGUCAAAAUUUUUACGUCUUAUUGCAUCAGAACCUGAAAUUGCAAAAGUACCACUUUGUGUUGAUUCAUCAGAUUUUGAUGUUAUAAUAGCUGGCCUUGAAGCAGCACAAGGAAAAUGUAUUGUUAAUUCAAUUUCACUUAAAGAAGGUGAAGAAAAUUUUAUUAAAAAAGCUAAAUUAAUUCAAAAGUAUGGUGGUGCUAUUGUGGUUAUGGCUUUUGAUGAACUUGGACAGGCUGCUGAAACAGAUAGAAAAUUUGAAAUAUGUAAAAGAUCAUAUGAUAUUUUAGUAUCAAAAAAAGUUGGAAUGAAUCCAAAUGAUAUAAUUUUUGAUCCAAAUAUUUUAACUAUUGGUACUGGAAUGGAAGAACAUUCAAAAUAUGCUAUUUAUUUUAUUGAUGUUUGUAGAUUAAUUAAAGCAAACCUUCCUGGAGCAAGAAUAUCUGGUGGUAUCUCAAAUAUUUCUUUUAGUUUUCGUGGUAUGGAAGUUCUUCGUGAAGCUAUGCAUUCUGUUUUUCUUUAUCAUGCUAUUCAAGCUGGUUUAGAUAUGGGUAUUGUUAAUGCUGGAAGUUUACCUUUAUAUUCAGAAAUAGAUAAAAAUCUUCUUAAUUUAUGUGAAGAUUUAAUUUUUGAUCGUGAUCCUGAUGCUACAGAAAAGAUGUUAUUAAUGGCACAAAAAUUAACUAAAAAAGAUAAUUCUAAUGAGAAUGAAGAAAAUUUAAAAAAUUUACGUUUACAAAAGACACCAGAAGAAAGACUUGUAGAUGCAUUAGUUAAAGGAGUUGAUAUGUAUGUUGUUGAAGAUACUGAAGAAUGUAGACAAAAUUUAAUAAAAUAUCCACGUCCAUUAAAUGUUAUUGAAGGACCAUUAAUGAAUGGUAUGAAAGUUGUUGGAGAAUUAUUUGGUGCAGGUAAAAUGUUUUUACCACAAGUUAUUAAAAGUGCUAGAGUAAUGAAAAAAGCUGUUGCUCAUUUAAUACCAUAUAUGGAUGCUGAAAGAGAAAAAAGAUUAAAAGAACAGGGAUUUAUUGAUAAUGAUAAUCCAUAUAAUGGAACAAUUGUCAUAGCUACAGUUAAGGGAGAUGUUCAUGAUAUUGGAAAAAAUAUUGUUGGUGUUGUUUUAGGAUGUAAUAAUUUUAAAGUUGUUGAUCUUGGUGUUAUGACUCCAAGUGAAAAAAUUAUAAAAGCAGCUAUAGAUGAAAAAGCUGAUUUUAUAGGUGCAUCAGGUCUUAUUACUCCAUCACUUGAUGAAAUGGUUCACCUAGCAAAAGAGAUGCAAAGAAAUAAUUUAAAGAUUCCUCUUCUUAUUGGUGGUGCGACAACUUCCAAAACACAUACAGCUGUAAAAAUUAAUCAUAGAUAUGAUGGACCAGUUAUCCAUUGCUUAGAUGCUUCAAAAUCUGUUGUUGUUGUAUCAUCAUUACUUGACGAAAAAACAAAAGAAGAAUUUUUAGAUGAUCUUAAAGAAGACUAUGAAUCUAUUUGUGAAGAAUAUUAUGAAUCUCUAAAAGAAAGACGUUUUAUAACACUUAAAGAAGCAAGAUCACGUAAGGUUGAUUUUGAUUGGAAUAACCAUAUAUCAUAUAAACCAACAUUUAUUGGAUCGAAAUCAUUUAAUGAUAUUUCACUAGAAAAUCUUAUUCCUUACAUUGAUUGGAAACCAUUUUUUGACGUUUGGCAAUUAAGAGGUAAAUAUCCAAAUAGAGCAUACCCAAAUAUUUUCAAUGAUUCUGAUGUUGGUAAUGAGGCUAAAAAAGUUUUUGAAGAUGCUAAAAAGAUGCUUCAAGAUAUUAUUGAUAAUAAAAUAUUAUCAGUUAAAGCUAUUAUUGGAUUUUAUAAAUGUGCUUCAACUAACAAUGAUGAUAUUGUUUUAUAUGACGAAAAUAAUAAAAUAAUUGACACAUUACAUGGAUUACGUCAACAAUGUGAUAAAGAACAUGAUCAAAAAUGUUAUUGUAUUUCUGAUUUUAUACGCCCACUUACAGUUGAUGGUGUAGUUGAUGACUAUAUUGGAAUGUUUGCAUGUUCAGUAGGAUUUGGUGUUGAUGAAUUAUGUCAUAAAUAUGAAAAAAUAGAAUAUGAUGAUUAUAAAAGUAUUAUGUUAAAAGCAAUAGCUGAUAGAUUAUCAGAAGCAUUAGCAGAAUAUAUUCAUAAAAUUGUUCGUACCGAUCUUUGGGGUUAUUCAAAGAAUGAAGAUUUAAAAAAUAGUGAUUUAUUAUCAAUUAAAUAUCAAGGAAUUAGACCAGCACCUGGUUAUCCUGUACAACCAGACCAUCAAGAAAAAGUAACAAUAUGGAAUAUUAUGGAUGUAGAAGAAAAAACUGGAAUAAAAUUAACUGAAAGUUUAGCAAUGGAACCAGCUUCAUCAGUUUCUGCUUUAAUGUUUGCCAAUCCACAUUCAUCAUACUUUAGUUUAGGAAAAAUAAACAAAGAUCAAAUUGAAGAUUAUGCUACUAGAAAAAAACAAUCGAUUGAUCUUGUAGAAAAAUGGUUAGAACCAAAUCUUGGAUAUGAAACAGUUUAA